ACACACACACACACACACACACACACACACACACUCCUCUUCUAACGGAAUUUCCAUCUUGGCAGAGAGACUACUCCCUUUCCUCCUCCCUCCAGGAGCACGCCCAGACACAAAUAGAGACUCAGUCAGUCGUGUCUGGAUAACUCAGAGGUGCUGCUCCAACUCUGAAGACUAUUGUUUUGGAACAUGUAAUGCAGAAAACAUUUCAUUGCAGGAUUUCAACUACAGUAAGCUGUCCUAUCAUUGAUUGACAGUGCUCUGUUUGGACUGUAAGACUCUGUCUAGAGGAGGUGUCUGCUGAAGAACUUAACAAAGUGAAAGUGGCGUUCAUCCUGCGAGCUCCAUUUAUGUGGAUGUACUUUUUCUGUGAUUGAAACUUCAGGAAGGCAUGACAGGUCAGGAGAGGAGUGAGGAGAAGAGUGAGUGUGUGUCAAUGUCUCCGAUGAUGGAGGCUGACCCUGCCCUACCUGAGAGUGAGAGGGUGUGUGUAUUUGGGACGGGGGACCUGGGGCACUCUCUGGGCCUGCGUCUGCUGCAGGCGGGGUACGGUGUGGUGUUCGGCAGCCGACAGCCCCACAGCAGCAGCCGCCUACCCCACGGAGCACAGGUCCUGGGUCAUGCUGCAGCUGCCCAGUCAGCCCAUCUGAUCUUCAUCGCUGUCCAGAGAGAACACUACGACUUCCUGGUACCACUGGCCAAUCAGCUAAAGGGAAAGGUGUUGGUGGACCUCAGUAACAACCUGAGGAAGAAUCAGUACCCAGAGGCCAACGCAGAGUACCUGCAAAGUCUGGUUCCUGGAGCUGAGGUGGUUAAAGGCUUCAACACCCUGUCUGCCUGGAGUCUGCAAAACGGACCUUCAGAUGCCAACAGACAGGUGUAUAUCUGCGGUGAAAGUGCAGAGGCCAAGCAAGCGGUGAUAGCGGUAGCCACCAAGCUGGGUUUCAGUGCCCUGGACCGGGGCUCUAUCUCAGUGGCCCGGGAGCUGGAGGACUUCCCCCUACAGCUGUUCCCCCAGUGGAGGCUCCCCCUGCGCAUCGCCAUUGGCCUCAGUGCUGCCUUCUUCUUCUACCUGCUGAUCAGAGACAUCAUCUAUGCAUACGUCACCCAGGGCAAAGACAUCUCCUUCAGAAUCAUGGUCUCACUGGCCAACAAGGUGUGUCCCAUCGUGUCUCUGAUCAUGCUGUCUCUCUGUUACCUGCCUGGUGUCCUUGCUUCCUUCCUGCAGCUCUACAGAGGCACCAAGUACAGGCGCUUCCCUGAUUGGCUGGAUCGCUGGAUGCUGUGCAGGAAACAGCUGGGUCUUCUGGCACUGGGGUUCGCCUUUCUGCACGUGCUCUAUACACUGAUCAUACCCAUACGGUACUUUGUGAGGUUCAAGGUCACUGAACGCACUGUCUCUGUGAUCAGAGAGAACAGGACCACUGAGUUUGAUACGACGACGGCCUGGCGUAGCGAUUCCUACUUAUCCCUGGGAAUUCUGGGAUUUGGCCUGUACGUCCUAUUGGGAAUCACAUCUCUUCCCUCCGUCAUUAACUCUCUCAGCUGGAGGGAGUUCAGCUUCGUACAGUCCAAGCUGGGUCACCUGACUCUGCUGUUGUGUACGGCGCACACCUACCUGUACGGCUGGAACAGAUUCCUGAGUUCCUCCACCUACAAGUGGUACACCCCACCGGGCUACAUGCUGUGUCUGGUGCUUCCCUCUGUGGUGCUGCUACUCAAGCUGCUGCUCAUCACACCCUGUGUGGACCGAACCAUCACCCGCAUACGCCAGGGCUGGGAGAGGGGGGGCAGAUCAGAGGAACCCUAAAGACAGCCAACCACUGAUACCUUAGAGGACAAACACACACACACACACACACACACACACACACACACACACACACACACACACACACACACACACACACACACACACACACACACACACACACACACACACACACACAAAAUAACACCCUCAGUAUGAUGACAGCUUUGUCUUUGAGGCAUGAACUCUUGUUUCUUUGCUAUUGUACCCUCAGAGGUUGGCUACCAUUCAAUCAUCGUUUGCCAUGUUUCUGGGAUCAAAAACCAACAAUAACAUUUCAUUGAUAUGCAGUCGUGUUUCUUUUUGUAUUACACUGUAAACAUUGUUGCAUUUUAAUACAUAUAUUUUCAACCGUACGCAAACCAGACACUAGUUUUCACUGGGUGAAACAAGUUUCACUAGUGAAAGCUCUCUCUCUCUCUCACUCUCUCAUAUCCUCUCUUACUGUACAUCCUCUCUCUUCUUUGACUGACUGUACAGUUAUCCCCAGAUGAAACACAGGUUUCAGAGACGUAUAAAGGUUUUUCAAUGUAUAUUUUGUGUCUGUCUGAUACAUCUCCAGGGGAAGGUCAGACACAUAAAAACACAUCUAUCAGUGUGA
Molecule: messenger RNA, 2408 nt
Organism: Salmo salar (Atlantic salmon)
Lineage: Eukaryota; Metazoa; Chordata; Actinopteri; Salmoniformes; Salmonidae
Source: RefSeq, a predicted model, not a curated record